Clarias gariepinus (North African catfish) is the source of this 2343-nucleotide messenger RNA. RefSeq names its product myotubularin related protein 6 (gene mtmr6). NCBI's taxonomy places the organism in Eukaryota, Metazoa, Chordata, Actinopteri, Siluriformes, Clariidae. Gene Ontology annotation, molecular function: phosphatidylinositol-3,5-bisphosphate phosphatase activity. Gene Ontology annotation, cellular component: nuclear envelope. The transcript has 14 exons. Gene Ontology annotation, biological process: dephosphorylation. The record is from RefSeq and is a predicted model, not a curated record. The coding region runs from base 96 to 2027 and encodes 643 amino acids.
GAAACAGAAAUUAUUCAUUGGGUGUUGCUUAUUCUGUAGCUGAAUUUUUUUUCAUGUGCGGUUUUAUCGUUUAAUACGAUCACCACAGUGGGCUGAUGGAGCACAUACGGACCCCGAAGGUGGAGCAGGUGAAGCUCCUGGAUCGUUUCAGCAACAAGUCUACAUCAGGGACGCUGUACCUCACCGCCUCGCACCUCAUCUUCAUGGACAGUAACACGCCCAGUGCUCAGGAGAUUUGGAUCCUCCAUCACCACGUGGCGUGUGUUGAGAAACUCUCUCUGACGGCCAGCGGCUGCCCGCUCCUCAUCCAGUGCCGGAAUUUCCGGGUGGUGCACUUCGUGAUCCCGCGCGAGAGAGACUGCCACGACGUCUACAGCUCGCUGCUCCGCCUGCUCCGGCCAGUGUCGUACGACGAGCUCUACGCCUUCUCCUACAACCCGAAGCAGAACGAGCAGCAGCGGGGGGAGGGGUGGCAGCUGAUAGACCUGGGGGCGGAGUUUGAGCGUAUGGGCGUACCAUGUGACCAGUGGCAGCUGACAGACGUGAACCGAGACUAUAAGGUGUGUGAGACGUACCCCAGAGACCUGUACGUUCCCAUCACCGCCAGUAAACCCAUCAUACUGGGAAGCUCCAAGUUCAGAAGCAAAGGACGCUUCCCCGUCCUCACCUACUUCUACCAGGAGAAGAAGGCCGCGGUGUGUCGGUGCAGUCAGCCUCUCUCAGGCUUCAGCGCUCGCUGUCUGGAGGACGAACACAUGCUGCAGUCCAUCGGCAAAGCCAACCACAACAACCGCUCCAUCUACGUCAUGGACACCAGGCCCAAGUUAAACGCUCUGGCCAACCGGGCGGCGGGGAAAGGGUACGAGAACGAGGACAACUACUCCAACAUGCGCUUCCAGUUCGUGGGCAUCGAGAACAUCCACGUGAUGAGAGCCAGCCUGCAGAAACUUCUAGAAGUGGUCGGUACUCGCGGUCUCUCCAUGUCCGAGUUCCUGGUAGGACUUGAAAACAGUGGCUGGUUGCGUCACAUCAAAACCAUUGUCGACGCAGCCAUCUUUCUCACCAAGGCGGUGACUGUAGAGGGCGCCAGUGUGCUGGUUCAUUGCUCAGACGGAUGGGAUCGCACGGCCCAGGUGUGCUCUCUGGGCGCCCUGCUGAUGGACCCUUAUUACCGAACCAUCAAGGGCUUCAUGGUGCUGAUCGAGAAAGACUGGAUCUCCUUCGGACACAAGUUUGCAGACAGGUGCGAUCAGUUGGACGGCGACCCGAAGGAGGUGGCUCCCAUCUUCACCCAGUUCCUGGAGAGUGUGUGGCAGGUGAUGGAGCAGUUCCCCCAGGCCUUCCAGUUCAGCGAGUGGUUCCUCAUCCAGAUCCACGAGCACGUGCACUCGUGUCAGUUCGGAAACUUCCUGGGGAACAACCAGCGUCAGAGAGAGGAGCUGCAGUUAAAAGAGAGGACAUACUCCUUAUGGGCUCAUCUGUUAAGCGAGCAGCAGAAUUACCUCAACCCCCUCUACAGCCCGAGUUUCGUAGAAUCACACCAGGUUCUGGAGCCGAGCACACAGUCCUGGAACUUUAGGUUUUGGAGAAACAUGUACCAUCAGUUCGAUCGCUCCAUGCACCCGAGGCAGUCGAUCCUCAAACACACUCUCGCGCUUAAAGACAGCAACAAGGAGCUGGAGAACACGGUGCGAGCCCUGCAGGAGAAGCUGCAGAAGUACGGAGUGAGCACGUCACCUCUGAUCCACCAGAAGGAGCGCAGCGUUCCUCCUCGACCGCGGUCGCUCAUCCUCGGCGCCCCCGUCAGCCGAAAGGAGGCGCAGCAGGACGAUGACGAGGAGGAGAUUUACGGAGUAGAGGCGCUGGAGGAGGAGGAGGACGUCGCACCGAGCAGUAGUGGGGAACGGACUGUAGAGGGCAGCAGCGCCUCAGAGAACGGAUACUCGGAGCUCCAAGGCUCGUUCGGGUCUAAAACCGAGCCGGCUGUGGUCAGUCUGGAGUUCGGAGUGGCCCGGAUGACCUGCUGAGGCUCGCAGGAGGACUGAGACGUGUAUAUUGGUUAGGAUGGGUGAUGAGGAACAGAUAAAGAGGAUAUGUGAGUGAGUGUGUAUGAGUGAGAGAAUGCGCGAGUGUGUGUCUGAGUGUUUGGCAUCGGAGAGGCUGUGCGUAGAAAUGAUCAUCGCCAAGUGUGUAUAAAAAUAAAUAGAAGGAUGUGUUCUCAAAUGUAAAUCCGCUAUAGAUGAGUUUGUGUCAUUGUCCAGAGUGAGAGGAGGUGAUUUUUUUUUUUUUUUUAAAGAGUGUUAAUUUCACUAAAAGAAGAAAAAUUAAACAUUUAAACAGAGA